UGGUGCUCAAACAACGAAGAGUUGUGGCACUUGGCCUGGGUCCCCAUGCGUGGGCGGGAUUGAGAUUGCCGGAUGCACCAUAUCAACUUCCGAAAGGUGGGUGAUGGUACCGGCCGCGAUAUGUAUAUCGUGAAGGAGCAGGUUGCCCUGCGAGGCAAGGAAAACUUCCUUGGAAUGAAGGGAACAUUGCCCUUCAAGCACUUGGAUUUUCGAGUUCACGAUCCCCCACCGCCCAAGACGCAAAGAGCUAAGCCAUCACAGCGACGUGGGGGCAAGGCAUGGCCUCUCAGCCUCCAUCCGCAGGACUACCGCCGGGUCAUGGAAUCAAAAGAGCACAGCCCAGCGGGACUCCAUUGGGCAGGCGGUGCUGUUUCCAUGGCGCCAAAGAUCAAGGUAGAUUCUAGCAGAGCUGUUUGUGGCUUCGUGCUUGAGAUCAACCAGGCGCUCGAUCGGCUGAGUUAGCUACUUGGAAAUUUUGGACCCUCCUGGGCAAUGACCCGCUUGUUAAUGGCGCAGUGCUUCUGUCGGACUUGCAUGGUGCACACAUGCGAGCCCAUGCGAGAAAUCUUCAUGUUGAAGAGUCCGAUCCGGCUGCGUGACCCUGCGUCUUCGCAUCGCAGAGCGAUGAUGGAUGCAGCGCAAAGUUCGCUCAGUGUGUGCCAAGAGAUCUUGGACAAAGAAUCCGUUUUCAAAAGGUC
This is a messenger RNA of Cladocopium goreaui, 698 nucleotides long. Lineage: Eukaryota; Dinophyceae; Suessiales; Symbiodiniaceae. The record is from the annotation of a GenBank genome assembly.